Cyprinodon variegatus (sheepshead minnow) is the source of this 3530-nucleotide messenger RNA. It is a transcript of the gene sema3ab, whose product is annotated as semaphorin-3ab-like. Bases 456 to 2858 code for a protein of 800 amino acids. The transcript has 18 exons. The record is from RefSeq and is a predicted model, not a curated record. NCBI's taxonomy places the organism in Eukaryota, Metazoa, Chordata, Actinopteri, Cyprinodontiformes, Cyprinodontidae. Gene Ontology annotation, biological process: motor neuron axon guidance; neural crest cell migration; negative chemotaxis. Gene Ontology annotation, molecular function: semaphorin receptor binding; neuropilin binding; chemorepellent activity.
UGUUCUCAGUUGCACUGGGUGCCUUGUGGUGUUGUGACAGAGCUGAGCUGCAGUGAGUGAGACAAAACUUGUUUAAAGGAGCGCUAAGUAGGGUGGGAGACAAAAAGAAGCGCAACCACCAAGGAUUUACCAGGCAGAUGGGAUGAACAGCUGAAACAAUUUGGACCAGUUUUACUUUUCCUGGCUAAAGGAUCCCUCAUCCCUCUUGUUUUUAGCAGGACUGCAAUUUUGGCUUUGACCUGUGGAAAAGGAAGAAAUUUUUUUUUUCUUUGCUCUGACAGGACGCAAGACCUGUUAUGAGGCAACCUGGACUGACUCACCAGCAUUUUUUCAUGAUUACUGGACAACAGGACUGUUUCUUGCAACGCUACCAUUUCCUGUCAAACCAGAUCUAAGACUGUCUGACCAGGGGUUGUUUAUUUAAAGGACUUAUCAGGAGUUCUUGCCCAAGGAGCAUGGGGAUUCUUCGGGGUACUGUUAUACUUCUGUGUUGGUUUGCUGUGUUCAAAACGGAGGCCAACAGCCCCCCGCAAGCAAAGAAUAAUGUGCCCCGGCUAAAACUCUCCUAUAAAGAAAUGUUAGAGACCAACAACCUGGUAACAUUUGAAGGCUUGGCUAAUAGCUCGGCGUAUCACACUCUCGUGUUGGAUGAGGAGAAAGGAAGGCUUCUGGUGGGAGCAAAGGAUCACAUUUUCUCUUUCAACCUCCUCAAUAUAAGCAGAGACAAAGCACAGAUCCCCUGGACUGCUUCUCCCACCAGAAGAGAUGAAUGCAAGUGGGCAGGGAAAAAUCUCCUGAGAGAGUGUGCACAUUUCAUAAAAUUACUGCAGCCGUUCAACCAGAGCCAUUUCUAUGUGUGUGGGACAGGAGCCUUCCACCCUGUAUGUUCCUACCUGGAGGUCGGCAAGAAACCAGAGGAUGGUGUUUUCAGGCUGGCACCCUUUGUAGAAAAUGGCAGAGGGAAGAGUCCCUAUGAUCCCAAGCUUCUCACGGCUUCAAUGUUAAUUGAUGGGGAGUUGUACGCUGGAACAUCAGCCGACUUCAUGGGGCGGGACUUUGCUAUCUUUCGCACUCUUGGCAAGCAUCACCCAAUCAGAACAGAGCAACAUGACUCCAGGUGGCUGAAUGAUCCUAGAUUUGUAGGUGUUCAUCUGAUCCCAGAAAAUGACAAUCCAGAGGACGACAAAAUCUACUUGUUCUUUAGAGAGAAUGCAAUGGAUGGAGAGCAUGCUGGAAAAGCCACAUAUGCUCGCAUUGGACAGCUUUGCAAAAAUGACCUUGGAGGCCACAGGAGCCUGGUCAAUAAGUGGACUACUUUCUUAAAAGCUCGGCUGAUAUGCUCUGUGCCGGGCAGUAACGGCAUUGACACACAUUUUGAUGAACUACAGGAUGUCUUUCUGAUGAGCACCAAGGAUCCUAAGAGCCCAGCAAUCUAUGGAGUGUUCACCACUUCCAGCAACAUCUUCAAAGGUUCAGCAGUUUGCAUGUACAGCAUGGCAGACAUAAGAAGAGCAUUCUUAGGUCCAUAUGCUCAUAGAGACGGACCCAGCUAUCAGUGGGUCCCCUUUCAGGGACGUGUACCCUACCCCCGGCCAGGCACAUGCCCUAGCAAGACAUUUGGUGGAUUUGACACAACCAAGGAGUUCCCUGAUGACGUGGUCACUUUUGCCAGAAGCCAUCCAGCCAUGUUUAAUCCUAUCUAUCCAAUUAAUAAUAAACCAAUAAUUGUCAAAACAGAUGUGGACUACCAGUUUACUCAAAUGGUCGUUGAUAAAGUGGAGGCUGAAGAUGGCAUUUAUGAUGUCAUGUUCAUAGGCACAGACAUGGGAACGGUUUUGAAAGUUGUUGCCAUCCCCAGAAGUUCUUGGCAUGACUUAGAAGAAGUGUUAUUGGAAGAAAUGACUGUCUUUAGAGAACCAGUAGCAAUAACAGCUAUGGAGCUUUCAACAAAACAGCAACAACUUUAUCUUGGUUCAGACAUCGGUGUGUCUCAGAUGCCUUUACACCGCUGUGAGAUAUACGGAAAGGCAUGUGCCGAAUGCUGCUUGGCAAGGGACCCUUACUGUGCAUGGGAUGGCACAGAAUGCUCCAGAUACUUCCCAAUGGCAAAGAGGAGAACCAGAAGGCAAGAUAUCAGGAAUGGAGACCCGCUCACUCAGUGUUCAGAUCUGCAGCAGCAAGAUGAACUCAGUGGGCAGGCAAUCACACUCGAUAAAACUGUCUAUGGUGUGGAGAACAGCAGCACUUUCCUUGAAUGUGUUCCCAAGUCCCAAAGAGCCAUAACCUACUGGCAGUAUCAGCACUCCACUGAUGACCGCAAACAAGAGAUCCAAUCAGAGGAACGUUUCAUUCGGACGGAUCAGGGUCUUCUGAUCCGAACUCUUGACAAGAAGGAUUCAGGCAUAUAUUUAUGCCAUGCAGUGGAACACGGCUUUAUGCAGACCAUAUUGAAGGUUCACCUAGAAGUGAUUGACGCAGAACGGCUGGGGGAUCUAUUACAUCGUGAUGAAGAUACAGCUACCAGUGUCCCAGCACAAGAGUUUUCCUUGUCUAGAGAAAGUCCAAAUCAAAAGCUGUGGUACAGGGACUUCCUGUCUUUGGUCAAUCAUCCAACUCUGAAUAGUGUGGAUGAAUUUUGUGAUCAGGUUUGGAAAAGAGAGAGAAAGUACAAGCGGCAGAAAGCUCACCAUGUUCAAAAAGUGCAGGCACACAAUCAGCAGCAGCAGAAGGCUGCGGCGAGUCCUCACAGCAACAUGCGCACACAAGGCAUGACGUCCAAGUGGAAGCACCUGCAAGAGCGGCAGAAAGGUCGCAACCGUAGGACCCAUGAACUGGAGAGGGCCCCUCGCAGUGUCUGACCCACAGAACUUAACUUGGAGCAUAAAGCUUCAGACUAUGCUCGUAUGCUCAGAUCACAUUCUGUGUACCUAAAACUGUUUUUCCUUAAAACAUACAUAUGCCACAAAACUGGACAGAAUCGAAAUAAAAAAGUAAUGCUGCUCUGAUCCACCGGUGUGAUCUACGCGUGGGUAGUUUUGUUUACAGCCCACAGGAAAAAGGAUGCUGUUGUAUAAUAGGAGACCUUUGGAGCACAUCAUCACUGAUGACCUCUGUAACAUGAACAAUGCAGAGGGUAGGACCACCCGGCACAAAACAAAUGUACCCAUUCUGUAGACAUUACUGACAAUUCUAGCAUUGGGAAUUGGUCAUUGUAUUGUAGUUAGGUCGUGUUUCUUAGAUUCCAAAUGCCAAAAAUAGCUGAUAGUUUCUGUUCUUCACACAAAUGACUGGAUGAGAUUGUACUAGAAGUAGUUUGUAGAAUAUAGCUUAAAAAAAAGCAAUAAGAAUUAAGCUACACUGCAAAAAGAAUUUAUACUCCUUAAACUUUAAGAAAUUUAGCUAUCAUGAGAACAUCUGAUUAAUGUUUUCAAAACCUUAAUCCUCACUUGUAAAUAACAAUUCUACAUUUAGGGUAAACAUUUUUAUUUCUGCACAAGAAUAGAAUAGAAUAGAAUAGAAUAGAAUAGAAU